Molecule: messenger RNA, 531 nt
Organism: Acanthoscelides obtectus
Lineage: Eukaryota; Metazoa; Arthropoda; Insecta; Coleoptera; Chrysomelidae
Source: the annotation of a GenBank genome assembly
UUUUUUUUUCGUUAGUCCUUUUUUUUAAAUCUUCAUGUUUCAUGUUUUUAUAGAACUCAUGAUAAACUGGAGGUAUAUAAUCCAAAAGGGUCUGCAGAUUUUUCCAUUUUUCUGUUUUUAUCGGAACUGAGGUACCGUGAAGUGGUGUGAAUGAGUUUUGUAGCGAGUAUGAUGAUCGCCCAGAGGCACGCGACCCAGAAACACAUUUUAUGAAUGGAUAUGAAGCAUCUAAGACUGCCAUCUCAAAAAAAGACUAUAAACAACCCACAAACCAAAGCACACUACUUCAAAAACUUUGUCCUUUGAAGAAAUACGCCAAAACAUUCAAAACUGUUGCACACCAAAAAACUACUACAUGUUUACCAGUCACAAGAAAUCAUAAUAACUCAGCGCAGAAACGAUACAAGUGCACUUAUACCUAUUCUGCCCUCUAGACUAAUGUCGAAUUACUAAGUGAGUAUUUUUGAUUACCCACAGAUGGCCCUAGUAGUUGCAAACGGUAGUUAUACCAGUUUUGCACUGAUAAAAUAC